Messenger RNA from Cinclus cinclus, 861 nucleotides. RefSeq names its product 3-hydroxyanthranilate 3,4-dioxygenase (gene HAAO). The transcript is spliced from 10 exons. Lineage: Eukaryota; Metazoa; Chordata; Aves; Passeriformes; Cinclidae. Gene Ontology annotation, molecular function: 3-hydroxyanthranilate 3,4-dioxygenase activity; iron ion binding. Gene Ontology annotation, biological process: quinolinate metabolic process; 'de novo' NAD+ biosynthetic process from L-tryptophan. Bases 1 to 861 code for a protein of 286 amino acids. The record is from RefSeq and is a predicted model, not a curated record. Gene Ontology annotation, cellular component: cytoplasm.
AUGGAGCUUCUUGUAAAUGUAAGAAAAUGGAUAGAAGAAAACAAAACUGCCUUUUUACCACCUGUUUGCAAUAAGCUUAUGCAUCGCUAUCAGUUAAAUGUGAUGUUUGUUGGUGGGCCAAAUGAAAGGAAGGAUUAUCAUAUUGAAGAAGGAGAAGAGUUGUUUUACCAGGUUCAAGGAGAUAUGUGUUUGAAGAUAAUUGAAAAUGGGAGACAAAAAGACGUUGUCAUCCGAGAAGGGGAGAUGUUCCUGCUACCUGCCAGGAUACCUCAUUCUCCUCAGAGAUAUGAAAAUACUGUGGGUCUUGUGGUUGAGAGGGAAAGAUUAAAAACAGAAAUUGAUGGGCUAAGAUACUAUGUUGGCGAAUCAACUAAUGUCCUCUUUGAAAAAUGGUUUCAUUGUGAAGAUCUCGGCACUCAACUUAUACCAAUAAUUCAAGAGUUUUUCAAUUCAAGGCAAUAUAAAACUGGAAAACCAAACCCAGAUGAACUCCUGAAAGAAACACCUUUCCCACUGAAUUCCACUUCUGUUAUGGAGCCAUUUUCCUUCUCAAGCUGGUUAAAUGAUCAUUCUGAUGAAAUUAAACAGAAGAAAUUCUUGAGUAUGUUUGGAGAUAAUUUUGAAACAGAGGUUAUAGCUUAUGGACCAGGAACAACUGAGAAAAGUAAAAGGAAUUCAGAUAUCUGGAUAUGGCAGCUGGAGGGCACAUCCACUGUUGCCAUGGAUGGCAAAACCCUGACUCUCUCUGCUGGUGACAGCCUUCUUGUCCGUGCCCAGUCUACGUACUGCUGGAAAAGAGCAGAAGAAUGUGUUGCUCUGUGCAUCGCUCAGGAUCCAAAACGCAAGCAGCCUUAUAAAUAA